CUUUGCUCUCGUCUAGCCGCUUCUAGGGUUGUCUUGCUCCCUGAAUUAUUUCCCACUUGGCUCCCCUCCAUUUCGGAGUCUUUCCAAGUAGAUGACUUGAGCGUUGGAACUGAAUGGCUGAAGUCUGUUUCGAUUCCCAUUGCCAUGGGGACAAGAAACGGUCUGACCAAGACGGUCAGAAGAAUGAGGCAGGUCUGCAAGACAGUGACUGGACCCAAGGUCCUCUAAUCAGCUUUCGUGGAACAAAAAGGUUUUGCUUACCCAGUUAAAACACAGCAGUGUAUCAGGAAUUAAGCACCACCAAGAAAGAAGCAACCCAAAGAGCGUUCUCUUGUUUGGGGCCAUCCUUCUCUCACAGCAAUUCACGACCAAACGCAAAUCUGCAUUUCGCCAUUGCCACUCUAAUGGGAUAUGUCAAAUGGGCCAAAGUGUGCCGGUUCUAGGAAGUUCUAGAAAGGCCUUUCCUGGCUUGUGACGUCACAGAAUUCUUGGAACGUGUCCACCAACUGUCAUCUGGGCGUCCAGAGGUUUUAAACCCCUAACCUAAAGCACAGGUGUUACAAGAACAUGAGUCUGAAGCAUUAAGGUCCUCAAUAUGCCUCAGGAUGAAAAGGAUCUCAAUAUGCCUCAGGAUGAAACGGAUCUCAAUAUUCCUCAGGAUGAAACGGAUCUCAACAUGCCUCAGGAUGAAAAGGACCUCAAUAUGCCUCAGGAUGAGAAGAAUCCAGAAAUGAGCGCCCCUCCGACAAUACUAAAUGAGACGGAUGCAGAUGUAAAUUGGAACAUGGGAGAACCCUUUGAGUCCUUGAACAAGCUCCAGGGUCUGUCUGACGGGGAGAAGGGGGAGAAGGCGAUGCUGCGUUCGCGGAUCCACGAGCAAUCUCAGCUCAUCUGUAUCUUGAAGAAGCGAGCCGACGACAACCUCAUACGCUGCAGGACCCUGGAGCAGCUCCACGCGGAGCUGGAAGAGCUCAGGAUGGCGGACGCUUUGAGACUGGAGAGCCAGACCCGGCGCGUCCAGCAGUUGGAAGAGCGCUUCAUGGACUUGGCCGCCAACCACGAGGACAUGAUCCACUUCAAAGACGAGCACAAGCGCCAGAACAUACAGCUGAGGGAAGAAAACCGGCGUCUGCGCCAGGAGAACCUCGGCCUCUUCAGCCAGCCUCUGAAGGAGAAAGAGGCAGAGCUGAACCACCUCGUGUCGCAGUACAAGAAGCUUUCCAAAGACAUGGAGGCCUUGAGAGAAAGUCACCAGCAAGAAAGCCAGUGUGCCCAACAGAGAGAGAAAGAGCUUUUGGAGGCCCAGGCUCAGCAAGCCGGCGUUCAUGCAGAGGAGGUUAGCUCGCUGAGAAGACAACUGCAAGUCCUCAAGGAAAAACACAGUCAUGUCAUGGAGCAACUGGAGAGAGCAGAAAAGGAACUUAAAGAUGGCGACCUGAAAGCCACAGUGGAGCAGUUGAGACACGAGAAAGAGGAACUUCUGACCCUGGCCAUGGAGAGAGGUAAGGCACUGCAGGAAAAGCAACGAGAGAUCUUGCAAUUGGAGAAGAAAGCAGAGGACAUGGAAAAAGCCAAGCUGGCAGCAGAGCAGCGCUUUGAGACGGAGGCGGCCACGGUGGACAGCGUCCUCCGAGUUCGAGACCUGCAACUGCGGCUGGACGGGACCGAACAAGCAUAUGUUGAGCUCCGGAUGCAGUUUGAGGCUUACAAGAGGCACAGCAUGGAUUUGCUUACUAAAGAGAAAGAGCUAAACACGAAACUCCGCCAUUUCAUGGCAUAGAAAGGCACGUCUUGUACCAGCUGCCAAGCAAAGACGUCUCAAAGGCAUUCUUAAAAUAAUCUUGUGUAAGAUUAUUUCCUUGUCUUAACGUCUUUCGUGCAGUACUUCGAGGGGUGGGGAAAUUGUCAAGAUCUCAGAGACCUCUUUGUCCUGGGUAAAACGAGUUAAAAUAAAAUUUUGAAAUAUU
Molecule: messenger RNA, 1967 nt
Organism: Sphaerodactylus townsendi
Lineage: Eukaryota; Metazoa; Chordata; Lepidosauria; Squamata; Sphaerodactylidae
Gene: CCDC89
Product: coiled-coil domain containing 89
Exons: 3
Coding region: 596-1780 (394 amino acids)
Source: RefSeq, a predicted model, not a curated record